AUGGGUUGGUUCUGGGGCUCUUCCGACAGUAACGAUGGCAACAAAUCUCAAGACCCUCUGCGGGACCUGGACCCAAGUCUUCGGGACUUCCUUGCGAAAGAAUCACCUGUCAAAUACAGCUCCUCGAAUCCUACAGUUGCCCCAGCAUCCGUACCAGCUCCCACGCCCUCCCCCGCAAGCAAGCCUAUAGCUCCCGAGCAUACCACUGAAGAAGGCUCGGAGCCCAAAGUACCUCCACAGAGCCUAUUCAAGGACGGGCGGUACGCUCAUCUCUGGAAAACGUACCAAUCGCAAGCAGAAACGGAAGCAGCGGGCAAGUCCGACCAAGAGAAGAUCAACGAUGUCCUGGAAGGCUACAAAUACAGGAAGGCGGAGAUUGGCAGAGCUGCGUUGGAGAAUUGUGCCCUGGAACAAUGGCAGGUCAAUGAGUGCUUCAGGAAUGGAGGGUGGGCCUCUCGUUUGACGAUGUGCAGGACGGAGAACAGGGAGCUGGAGAGGUGUUAUUUGAUGCAAUCGAAAUUUCUGAAGGCAUUAGGGUACCUCUCGACCUUUGAUCGCCCUCCCGAGCUGGACGAAAGGAUUCAAAUGCACGCGGACUCACUAUAUCAUCGAAUGUUAGAACAAGAGAAGGCAAUUGAAGCUGCCAAGGCAGAGGGGAGACCUGUGCCUUCAUUCCCUCCGCUGCUGUCCUCCAACUCGAAAAACUUACCUGUGCCGAUCGACGAGAGCGGAUUACAACCUUCCGAUCUUAAGCCGAAAAUACAAAAGGGUCUCAAGAAGAGGCUGGAAGGACUGAAAGACGACGAACGAGAGGUGGAAGAGCGGGCGAUCAAAGCAGAAAUUCAAGCUGGAGUACAGGUGGCCGAACAACUAGGAUCCAUAUAUGAGAAGCAGGCAGAAGAACGGAGGAUACGGAAAGAGCAGGGCAAGGAGACAAUUGGUGACAAGAUAACUUCGAUUUUCAGCUUUCGAUGA
This is a messenger RNA of Hyaloscypha bicolor E, 975 nucleotides long. RefSeq lists its product as uncharacterized. The transcript is spliced from 2 exons. The coding region runs from base 1 to 975 and encodes 324 amino acids. NCBI's taxonomy places the organism in Eukaryota, Fungi, Ascomycota, Leotiomycetes, Helotiales, Hyaloscyphaceae. The record is from RefSeq and is a predicted model, not a curated record.